AUGGCAGACUCAACGCCCUCCAACGCACCAGUCUCGGUGCUCAGCCAUGUUGACCAAGUAUGGGCCACAAAGAUCACAACCUCCCAGCCAUACAACAUCCUCAUCCCAACGAUCAAGCCCGUCUCCGCCACCUCAGACGGCCGCGUCAUUGGCCACCUGGUCCUCGAGGACAAGCACGUCAACUCGCUCGGUGGCAUCCACGGCACCACCUCUGCCGCAAUAGUCGACUUCACCGCCGGCAUGUCCAUCAUCGCAAAAAGUGGCGGCCAGAAGACGGGUGUGUCGACCGACAUCCACAUCUCCUAUGUCGCCAGUGCCAAGGUCGGCGAUACGGUCGAGGUCGAGUGCUGGCUCAACAAGCUCGGCAGGAACCUGGCCUACACGAGCAUGGAGAUCAGGAAGGUCGUCAAGGCAGGGGAGGAGAAGAAGGUCUUGGUCACCGGCAGCCAUACCAAGUACGUCGCCUGA
Molecule: messenger RNA, 468 nt
Organism: Diaporthe citri
Lineage: Eukaryota; Fungi; Ascomycota; Sordariomycetes; Diaporthales; Diaporthaceae
Exons: 1
Coding region: 1-468 (155 amino acids)
Molecular function (GO): fatty acyl-CoA hydrolase activity
Source: RefSeq, a predicted model, not a curated record